Molecule: messenger RNA, 1787 nt
Organism: Physcomitrium patens
Lineage: Eukaryota; Viridiplantae; Streptophyta; Bryopsida; Funariales; Funariaceae
Product: protein DECREASED SIZE EXCLUSION LIMIT 1
Molecular function (GO): protein binding
Source: RefSeq, a predicted model, not a curated record
CAUCGCUAUAAAUAGACUUCGAAGAGCUCCAUGGAUGAUUUCAUUGUCAAUUCUCCGCGGCCAUCCUUAGAGAGGUGACGGUGUUAGAGUUGUGACGGAAAGAUUUGGCACACGAAAGUUGGGUGGCACAUCGUGGUAGACAGAAUUGUAUUCACAUAGUUUUUAUUUAUCUUCUUGUAAUCGUGAGCUAUCUUUUGUUGAACGGUUUGCGGAAAUUGCAUCAUAACUGGGGCAGCUGAAAACCCAUGUGGCGGUAGAGGUGAUUUUCUUAUGGAUGCUUGUGAUUGUAAUUCUUAGUAUAGUUCGCGCAUGAUUUUCAAGCACUACUUUAUUCAGAACAAACGAAAUCCUGUGUGAGGUGAAGGUGGUGGGUGGCUAUCGAAUGCUGUUCACCUAUGGCGCUAGCGACAUCAAGACGCCCAGCGCCUGAUCCUGUUGCUGUUCUCCGUGCUCAUCGAGCUGCUGUCAACGUGCUAGCUUUUCACACACCCUCCGGCGCUCUUCUCUCCGGUGAUGCUGAUGGAGAAUUGAAAAUAUGGGACCUUGUGAAACAUCGACCUGUGUUUUCGUCGAGAGUUCAUACUCCGUCGGCUGGAGUGCUUGGAAUUGGUGUCAGCUCAGCAUUAAACAACAAGAUUAUAAGCCAAGGUCGAGACGGCACCGUGAAGUGCUGGCAGCUGACAGAAUCGAGCUUGUCAAGACAACCAAUCUUGAGUGUAAAGUCAGAAUCUUAUCAUUUCUGCAAACUCGCAGUUGCAAGGCGUUGCACUACAAAUGAUGAAUCUCAUGAGGAUACGAGAGGAGCGGCAGGCCAGAUUUUGAUGGCCAUUGCUGGAAAUGAUACAUCUAAAGUAGAGAUCUGGGACAUCACUUCUGGUCAAAGGGUGCAGCUCUUGUCGCCGAAAGACUCUUCUGUAGGUAUGUGUAUGUCACUGCACAUGAUCUUUCAGUCUGGGGAAGGUGACCAGUGUACAGUAGUUGCCGGAUAUGAAGAUGGCAGCAUGUUGAUGUGGGACACACGGCAUCCAGCUGCGCCUUUGCUACAAUCUAAGCAACACAAAGAACCUGUCCUCAGUCUCGUACUGGAUGGACCCGGACUAGGAGGUAUUUCAGGUUCUGCUGAUGGGCAACUUACACUCUUUUCUUUCAAUAGUACUGAGAAAGUGUACACUCCAAAGAAGAAGUUCGAAGGGCAAGCAGGAAUAGGUGAUAUUGCACUACGAGGUGAUGAUAAAAUUUUUGCAACUUCUGGUUGGGAUCACCGGGUUUCCAUUUAUGACUACCGACGUCGCAAGCCUCUGGCUUUUCUUAAAUAUCACAAAGAGAUCGUGAAUGGGGUGGCGUUCUCGGAAGACAAAAAAUGGUUAGCCUCAGGAUCGAAGGAUUCAACCGUGGCUUUGUGGUCCUUGUACCCGCCUUCUGAAGGAACUUCAAAAUCCGUGGAGUAAAACAGGUUGGUCACGUAUUUUGUAAUUGUGGAAGCAAUCGUUGUAAACAUUCCACAAAAAUUAUUUUUGAAAUUGUUGUCUUCGUGUUGUGACACUUGUAUCGUAAUUCAAAUGUGGUAACUUCAAUCACAUUCUUACGAUGGCCGUCUGAUGGCAACCUCCAAGUGAGAUGACGUUUCAUCAGUAGAGAAGACAACGUUUUCGACAGAAAAGUCUUUGGUAAUGUUCGGAGUCUAUUUUUGAAGGGCUUAUAUUAUGUAAUUUAUGGUUUAUGCAUGGGAAAUAGGAUGUGAGAUCAGACACUUACAUUUAUUGAAUAAUAGAAGCCUAUAUUUUGCA